Messenger RNA from Arabidopsis lyrata subsp. lyrata, 1747 nucleotides. Its product is annotated as protein S-acyltransferase 11. The transcript is spliced from 5 exons. The record is from RefSeq and is a predicted model, not a curated record. Bases 429 to 1475 code for a protein of 348 amino acids. NCBI's taxonomy places the organism in Eukaryota, Viridiplantae, Streptophyta, Magnoliopsida, Brassicales, Brassicaceae. Gene Ontology annotation, molecular function: palmitoyltransferase activity.
AAAAUAAUGGGAGAGAUAUGCAAAUAAUAAGAAUUAAUCAUUUUUUCACCGCUGUGUUCAAAGCUUCUUCUCUUCUUCCUUACGUCCGAUCAAAAUUUGCCGGUGUUUACUGUUGCAAUCGCCGUCGUCAACGGUGGGUUUCGGUAGAUUGAUUUAUAGAAUUAGAGGGAUAAAAGAGAGGAGAUUUUUGAAUUUCUUUCUGAUGCAUAUCUGUGAAUAUUAAAGACGGUCAACGCAAAUUACUUGUGAAGAAUCGGAUGCUUUGUGUCGUGGUCAAGCUAUUUCGGAUUAAUCUGACAAAAAUCUGUCAGAUCUUUGUGUAAAGAUAGUAGCUUUCAGGGAGCUAAUAGUUCUGUUCGGUGCCCAAGAUUAGAGAUUUCGAAUGUUUUGACGGAUGAUUCAGCGAGACGUGUUUCAUCGAUUAGCAGAUGAUUGAUAUGGAAGAGUCUUCCCAGGGGAGUUUUGUUACAACCAUAAAUGAGGAUUAUGAAGCAAUUUGUUGGGGCUGUGGGCUAAACCUUGUUCUUCCAUCAUAUGCACCUGUUUUCAAGUGUGGAUGGUGUGGUGCAAUCACGAAUCAGAAUCCAGUCAGACCUGAAACCAAAAGCUUUGGGUUGAGACGUAUCCGUGACCGGUGUUUUGUCGUUAUUCUUGCAGUUUUUAUGCUCUUUGUGAUAUGUGGUGGGAUUUGGGCUGCGUAUCCCGUCUUGUUUUCGAUCAGCUUGGCUUGUGGAAUUUUCCAUUCUGUUACAACAGCGUGUCUGGCGAUAUCAACGCUUUCAACAUUUAUUCUUGUUGCUUUUAAAUGCGCCGGGAAGCCAACAAAUAUUCUUUAUGGAACCCACCCUGGAGUAGGGAAUGGCGGACUUAACAACUAUACAUUUUGUAACUACUGCUCCAAACCCAAGUCUCCUAGAACCCAUCACUGCCGCACGUGUGGCAUGUGUGUAUUGGACAUGGAUCACCAUUGCCCCUUUAUUGGGAACUGUGUUGGUGCGGGUAAUCAUAAACACUUCAUAGCAUUCCUUAUCUCAGCCGUCACUAGCACAAUCUAUGCUGCUGUUAUGUGUGUGUAUUCCUUGAUUCAUAUCUUGCCACCUAUGGAAAAUGGAGCUGCAUAUGCAUCCGAUGUGGCCCAUGUGGCUCAUGGUAAUAGUUUUUCGAUUCUGAGAGUGGUGAAGAAUAUAUUUCUUACUUACAUAGCCAACGCUGUCUUCAUCUCUGUUCGAAGCCUUGUUCUAGUCUAUCUCUUUGUGGCGAGUGUUUCUGUGGCGAUUGGGCUAAGUGUUUUGCUGUGGCAACAGCUUAGCUAUAUCUAUGAAGGCAAGACUUACUUAAGCCAUUUAAGUUCUCAAGGAACAGAAGAAGAUGGUGAAAAGAGCUGCCGGAAUCUUUUGACUUUUUUCGGGUGUCCACAUUCAAUUGAAAGGCACUUGCCAACCAUAAGGAACUUGAGGAAGAGACAUAAGACAUGAGAAGAAGAAGAAUAGAAUGUGAGCCAAAUAUGUUUUUUUCUGUUUCCUCCUACGUUUGGGAGCUUGUUGUGGUCAAUUCAGAAACAUUCAUCAUACUUGGAGCUAACAGGUAAUGCAGAUUAGCAAAGUUUGUACCUCAUUUGUGAAAAUUCAUGAUCAUAGAAUAUAGGAGCAACUGCUCCUGUAAAUUUUGUUUCAAGAUUGUAAAUUUGUUGUUUCCCUGACAUGCCUUUGAACUCAAGAAUAACAUUAUCAAAGGGGUUCCAUACAAA